AAUGCAGUUGCCUUGAAAAAACGCGGUGGACUGUUCGGGAUUAUUCUUCGCUGUUUGAGUUUUCUCGUAACAUCAUGGCGAAGUGGGGAGAAGGGGAUCCACGAUGGAUUGUUGAGGAGCGAGCAGAUGCAAAAAAUGUCAAUAAUUGGCAUUGGUCUGACAAGGAUGCUACGAAAUGGUCAGUCAAAACAAUAAAAGAGUUGUUGCUAGGUUGUCAGUUUGAAGGUGAUUUAUGUAAGUAAGCGAUUGCUGUCCAUUAACGGCAUCGCUGUUUUUUAAAGAUGCUUGCAAGAUCACUGAUGUGCCGAAAUGUGAGGGAGAAGCUAACGUUCACGUUCGCAAGGGGAAGUUAAUAUUCUUUUAUGAGUGGCAGAUUGAGGUUGAGUGGGAAGGUCACAUGAAGCGUCCCGACGAUCAAACGAAAUUCAAGGGGAAGGUAGAAAUUUUGAAUAUGAGUGAUGAGUACACGGUGGAUGAGCUUGAUACAAAUAUCAGUUGUACUUCUUCCAGUUCUGAUGGUGAUUUAAUGAGAGGUUUUGUUAAAUUGGCUGGCAUUGAAUGUAUCAAGUCUAAGUUAGAACAAUACCUUAAACUCCUUAAAGAAGAGUAUGGUCGGGACCUCAUUCUUCCAACAAAGAAUGAAGCAGAUGGGAAGCCCACUAAUGUGCUUCAGUCUGGUGCAGUGCAGAAUAAACUGAUUAGUCAGGAUACUCGCAAUAGUAAUGAAGUCAAAGAGCCUAAAGACAUAUCAAACAAAAAUCUUUCGAUAAUGGAUGAAUUUUUUUGCACGCCGGAUGACCUUUAUAGAGUCUUCACUACUAAGGAGUUGAUUCAAGCUUUUACAAGAUCUGAGGCUAUUGUAGAUUCAGUUGUCGGUGGAACGUAUUCCGUCUUCAGUGGAAACAUAACAGGGAUUUUCGAUGAACUAAUUCCUGGGAAAACAAUAAAGAUGAAAUGGCGUAAACGUGAGUGGCCUGAAAGUCACUACAGUAACCUGACAUUAGAGCUAACGGCUUUUGAAGGUGGGACGCGUCUUUCUCUAUCUCAGACAAAUGUUCCUGCCUACGAUCUGGAAAAUACACGUAAUGGUUGGCGUACUAUCUUCCUUUCUGCACUUAAGCAAACAUACGGAUACGGUGGACGUAUGUUUUGAAUAUUAUCAGACACACACUAUGAUGCAUAUUUACUCAGCACGAGAGAAAAUUUGCGGCAACAUAUACUAAUCGACUGUAUUCUUAUACCUGUCGUUGUUGGUAUUGCGAGCAGCUGACAUCUUAAUAAAACACUUUGUUUU
Heterobilharzia americana is the source of this 1294-nucleotide messenger RNA. The record is from the annotation of a GenBank genome assembly. Lineage: Eukaryota; Metazoa; Platyhelminthes; Trematoda; Strigeidida; Schistosomatidae.